UUCUGAUAAAAAAAAAUCUACAAUGCAAUUUCUGAGCCAACGAUACGAAAAAAACUGGAGUAAAGAUCAAUGAUUACUUAAUGCUCCAAACAACGAUUCAGGAGAACCACUGGUUAUAUGGACUAUUUGAGUAUCCUCUGUAUAUUGCUAAAGUUACUGAAAAUAGGCUUCGGACACCCACCCUACCUGGCAAGUAAAAAAUCAUCCGUCGGACCCCCUUACCCCAAAAAUAAAUCUUGGAUCCGCGCAUGGUCAUUAAAUUUAUUAUUAUGUAAACAAAUGUUAUUCUUCUUUCGUUUUCUCGGUGUCGUGAUAUGUGCAUGAUCAGAUUCUCAUUGGACAACACAGUAAAUUAGGCAAAAAAAUGUUUUAUUUUGGACCACUCAAAUUCGUUUUUGAGCUUUGUUUAUAAACAAAGAUUAUGACAUUUUUCUGUCAAACCAUAUCUUGACUAUGAGUUUGGGAUCAAAAGUACUAACACAACUUGAAAUGGGAAUUCUUAAAUUCUUACCCUUUUUGCUUCUCUUGCACCUGAUUUCCUACAUCGAUGUAGAAUGUGCUCAAAUCAAAUGCAAAAUAGGUGUAGAACGUUAUCACAACGGUGACUGUGUAAAAUGUACGUGUUCUGAGGGAAAUGGUCUCAGCAUUUCACAGAUGCUGUCCAGGGACGUUACGAUGUGCCCGCCCUGCUCGCCUUGCUCGGUUGGUGAGUUUUCUGGACCCAAAACAGAUCAUAUUUGUGUCAAUUGCUCGACUUCCUGUGAGACUCAAAAUAGAGUUACCGUGAGACAAUGUGACGGAAAAAAUGACGCGAUUUGUGGACAGUGUCUGCAAGGGUUCAGCGAGGAUGAACACAAUAUCUGUUUAUCUAUGGAUGAGCAUGGGAGAAGGAGGCGAAAAGAGCUCAAAGAAGAGGACCAUACAGUUUACUUCGUCUUUGCCAGUAUCGCCAUUCCAGCGAUGUUAUGUGUCAUCUGUUACUGCUGUCUCAGAAAUAAGAUUGGAUCCUGGAGACGAGGGUCAGCAAAGCAGUGCACUAACCCCAGGGACUGUAAAGCCCACUUAGUAUACACCAUCAACGAAAGUUCUGUUAAGGUGACAACGUACGAUCCUUGUGAUUCGAAAAUGGAUAGAAAAACAUUGAUUGGAAACGAGGAGUCAUGAUGCGUCUAGAGGAGGAUGAAUAUUGUGUGUAGUUUUUCAGAAGAACGUGUUGCUUGCUUCUUAGAUAUAAACACUCAAUGCUCCAUGGAAUUUGAGAUUCAGCAUGUCCAAUUGAAGAGAAUUAUAUUUUAUUACGUGUGGCUGUGGUUGGGAACGGGGGGGGGGG
Magallana angulata is the source of this 1330-nucleotide messenger RNA. RefSeq lists its product as uncharacterized. Bases 454 to 1164 code for a protein of 236 amino acids. The record is from RefSeq and is a predicted model, not a curated record. NCBI's taxonomy places the organism in Eukaryota, Metazoa, Mollusca, Bivalvia, Ostreida, Ostreidae. The transcript is spliced from 6 exons. Gene Ontology annotation, molecular function: protein binding.